AUGGGGGAACAGACCUUUAAUAUAGAUGACAAUAAUCUAGAACAACAUAUUGUGACUUUGUUUGAGAAGUUAGAGUGUUUACGUCGCGAUGCGAGUUCGAAUAGUGACAACGUGUUGUCUGGACGAGUGCCGGCUAGAUUGGAAGUGAGGACACUUUCUUUAUGGAAGGCUGUUGUUGCGGAAUGUGCGGCAUCCUUCCUGUAUGUUUUUAUCGUGUGCGGGGCCGCAGGCGGAGCGGGUGUCGGCGCGUCCGCCUCAGCUGUGCUCCUCUCCACUGCACUCGCUUCCGGCUGUGCUAUAGCCACCUUAACACUCUGCUUUGCUCAUAUAUCUGGUGCACAUGUGAAUCCAGCUGUGUCAGUGGCGUUAUGCGUGCGUAGACGCGUGUCGCCGCUUCGGACUGCGCUAUAUGUGGCGGCUCAGUGCGGUGGCGCUAUAGCGGGGUCCGCGGCAAUAUAUGGG
Brenthis ino (lesser marbled fritillary) is the source of this 462-nucleotide messenger RNA. The record is from the annotation of a GenBank genome assembly. Lineage: Eukaryota; Metazoa; Arthropoda; Insecta; Lepidoptera; Nymphalidae.